GUCAAUAUUAUUACCGCGCUUAAAGUAAUUUGUUUAUUUUUUAAGUAAAAAAAAAAAAAAUUGAUUUUGAAACUUGUGGUUUGCAUUGCUUACACUAGUUACUAAUUAUUGUUUGACCACCUGUUGUAUCUACAUAUUAAUAAUAAUAAUAAUAAUGGGAAGAAAAUCGGCAGCAAGCAGCGCUAAGAGUAAAGAAAAACGAUUACAAAGGAAAGAGGAACAAAGUAGAAUAAGCCAAGCAAUGGCCAUUGUGGCGGCUGCCAAUAAGUUAGAAGACCCAUUAGACCCAUUUCCUGUUUUCAGGAAGUAUAACAAAAAUGGUAUAGAAGUUGAAUUAUUUGUGACAAAAGUAGCUAAUGUAGAUCAAAGAACGAAGGAUUGGGCAUUUAAUUUAACUAAAAAGAAUAUGCAACAAAAAUAUGAACAAUGCUCAUGGGGUUGGAAUGAUUUAAAAAAGGCGGAAGAAUUAACUGACGAAGCUGCUUGGUAUCUUGUAGCUAAAACUUUAGAUGGAAAUCUUCUUGGGUUUUCGCAUUUUAGAUUUGACUUGGAUGAAGGACUUGAAGUUCUAUAUUGUUACGAAUUACAAUUGGACUCUGCUUUUCAAAGGAAGGGAUUAGGAAAGUUUAUGAUGCAAAUACUGGAACUAAUAGCUUUUAAGAAUAAUAUGAGAAAAGUAGUGUUGACUGUUUUAAAGAAUAACCAGUAUUCAAAGUUUUUCAAAGCUCUCAACUAUGAACUGGACGAAUCCUCACCCAUAGAUGAUGAAGAGGAAUCCUUUCCAUACGAAAUUUUAAGCAAAAUAAAUAAAAGAUUGCCACCUCUAAUUGCACAGCCAAAAACGCAUCCUAGUAACCAUUGCUGUUCUGGACACGAUCAUCACCAUUAAUAUACUUUUCUAGCAUUAGAUUAAUUUUAAUAUUUUAAGUAUUUCGUCCUGUGGUUUUAAAUUCAAUGAAUAAAAACACAUUUUCUUAAUUA
This is a messenger RNA of Psylliodes chrysocephalus, 981 nucleotides long. NCBI's taxonomy places the organism in Eukaryota, Metazoa, Arthropoda, Insecta, Coleoptera, Chrysomelidae. The record is from the annotation of a GenBank genome assembly.